CUAGAACAAAUAUAGUAUCCCUAUUUCACAGUUGGGAAAAAAGACUCCCAGAAGCUAAGUAACUUGUUUAUUGUCAGGCAUCUAGUGAGUCGCAGAGCCAGGAACUGACCCCGGGCAUUUUCACCCCAUUACCCUUUCAGCUUAUUGCCGACUGCUCCCCAACGGAGCGAAAAUGACAGGCAGAGGGUUUCACCAAACCCUUUGUAAUGGGAGAUUAUUGCCUUCUUACCUUUCCUCACGUUUGCUUCUCUGCCAGAAUGUCCUCCCCUACUUUCCCCAGAACCCAAGUUCUCCUAAUCAUCUUUCAAGAUCCCUUUCCCUCAACCACCGACGAGCCGUGCCUAUUUCUCCUUCAAAUGACUCCCUACGGCUUCUAGUUGGUAGUCUUUCAUUUACCACCUCAUAGUCCUUUUAUUUAUAUCCCACAAAUGAUCGUCCAGGCCCGCACCGUGGGACCGGGACGCUGCCUCGACCAUGGCGGUCUCCUGGAAACACGCUGCUUUGAGCCGAAACUCGUGACCGUUUCUCAACCCCGUCCGGGAGUCCGACGCCUCUUUCUCCAGGCCAACUUCAAGUGAGGUGCAUCAACUCUAUCCGUGCAAAUUUCUUGCCACGAGAGCAGAAGAUUACGGUCUCUGAUGCUGCCUCAGGAUUGAAGACGCUCCCAACGCUUAGCAAUCAUCAACUUCCUCCUCCUCUUGGCAGCCUUAGAGAUCCUCUUCCGGGGCAGAGGUCGCCCCGCCCCGCCCCUCGUCUCCUCCAAGAUGGCGAGUGGCGGCAGUGGGGGGGUGUCAGUGCCUGCGCUGUGGAGUGAAGUGAACCGGUAUGGCCAGAACGGCGACUUCACGCGCGCUCUCAAGACCGUCAAUAAGAUACUACAGAUCAACAAAGAUGAUGUAACUGCCCUGCAUUGUAAAGUGGUAUGCCUUAUCCAGAAUGGAAGUUUCAAGGAAGCUUUGAAUGUCAUCAAUACUCACACCAAAGUAUUAGCCAAUAACUCUCUCUCCUUUGAAAAGGCAUAUUGCGAGUACAGGCUGAACAGAAUUGAGAAUGCCUUGAAGACAAUAGAAAGUGCUAACCAACAGACAGACAAACUGAAGGAGCUUUAUGGACAAGUGUUAUACCGUUUGGAACGCUAUGAUGAAUGCUUAGCGGUAUAUAGAGAUCUUGUCCGAAACUCUCAAGAUGAUUAUGAUGAGGAGAGGAAAACAAACCUUUCAGCAGUUGUUGCAGCUCAAAGCAAUUGGGAAAAAGUGGUUCCAGAGAACUUGGGCCUCCAAGAAGGCACACAUGAGCUGUGCUACAACACUGCGUGUGCACUGAUAGGCCAAGGCCAGCUGAACCAGGCCAUGAAAAUCCUGCAAAAGGCUGAAGAUCUUUGUCGCCGUUCUUUAUCAGAAGACACUGAUGGGACUGAGGAAGACCCACAGGCAGAACUGGCCAUCAUUCAUGGUCAGAUGGCCUAUAUUCUGCAGCUUCAGGGUCGAACAGAGGAGGCUUUGCAACUUUACAAUCAAAUAAUAAAACUAAAACCAACAGAUGUGGGAUUACUAGCUGUAAUUGCAAAUAACAUCAUUACCAUUAACAAGGACCAAAAUGUCUUUGACUCCAAGAAGAAAGUGAAAUUAACCAAUGCGGAAGGAGUAGAGUUUAAACUUUCCAAGAAACAACUACAAGCUAUAGAAUUUAACAAAGCUUUACUUGCUAUGUACACAAACCAGGCUGAACAAUGCCGCAAAAUAUCUGCCAGUUUACAGUCCCAAAGUCCCGAGCAUCUCUUACCUGUGUUAAUCCAAGCUGCCCAGCUCUGCCGUGAAAAGCAGCACACAAAAGCAAUAGAGCUGCUUCAGGAAUAUUCAGAUCAGCAUCCAGAAAAUGCGGCUGAAAUUAAGCUGACCAUGGCACAGUUGAAAAUUUCUCAAGGUAAUAUUUCUAAAGCAUGUCUAAUAUUAAGAAGCAUAGAGGAGUUAAAGCAUAAACCAGGCAUGGUGUCUGCGUUAGUUACCAUGUACAGCCAUGAAGAAGAUAUUGAUAGUGCCAUUGAGGUCUUCGCACUAGCUAUCCAGUGGUAUCAAAACCAUCAGCCCAAAUCUCCUGCUCAUUUGUCCUUGAUAAGAGAAGCUGCAAACUUCAAACUCAAAUAUGGGCGGAAGAAGGAGGCAAUUAGUGACCUACAACAGCUAUGGAAACAAAAUCCGAAAGAUAUUCACACCCUGGCACAGCUAAUUUCUGCUUACUCACUUGUAGAUCCAGAGAAAGCCAAAGCUCUUAGUAAACACUUGCCAUCAUCAGAUAGUAUGUCUCUAAAAGUAGAUGUUGAGGCUCUUGAAAAUUCUCCUGGUGCUACGUACAUUCGGAAGAAGGGUGGAAAAGUUACUGGAGAUAGUCAACCAAAGGAACAAGGACAGGGAGAUUUGAAAAAGAAGAAAAAGAAAAAGAAGGGAAAAUUGCCUAAGAAUUAUGACCCAAAAGUCACCCCAGAUCCAGAAAGAUGGCUGCCAAUGCGAGAACGUUCUUACUACCGGGGAAGAAAGAAGGGUAAAAAGAAGGAUCAGAUUGGAAAAGGGACCCAGGGAGCAACUGCAGGAGCUUCAUCUGAACUGGAUGCCAGUAAAACUGUGAGCAGCCCACCCACCUCCCCAAGACCUGGCAGUGCUGCAACAGUAUCUGCCUCUACAAGUAACAUCAUACCCCCAAGACACCAGAAACCUGCAGGGGCUCCAGCAACAAAAAAGAAACAGCAACAGAAAAAGAAGAAAGGUGGAAAAGGUGGCUGGUGAUGAGAAUAUUCUUGUUGCAGGCUGUUUUUAAACUAGUCUCAGUGACACUAGGAAUAUAAUAAAGGUAACACAGCAAGAAGCACAGAACUGCUCCCUCUUCAUCUCCAUAUUUUCAUAAUUUCUUGUGUUUCAAAUAGGGAAACAUCUUCCUCAAAGUCUACCUAGUGAGAUGUGGCCUACUGGUUGCCUCAUAGCUUUGUACAGAUUAUGAGGACUGAAAAUAAUUGGGCAUUUACCCAUCUUGGUAUCUGUUGUAUCCUUUAUCUGUGUGUGCUGAUUCAAUCUUUUUUCAGUUUCACAUACCUUAUCUAAGGUUUCCCAGGAUUUAAACAGAAACUAUUUCUACGAUUUCAGCUGGAGUCUGAAGAUACUUGUUUCUGUUCAAGUCCCACUUUAAAUUAUGUCUUAGGAGGCCUUAGGAGACUGAAAGUGGAAUCUUCUGAGCAUUCCUAAAUAUCUGCUUAGAAAUAUCAUGUGAUAAAGAGGGACCUUCUUAAUACACUGAUGUUCUUCACUUAAUUAAAUGGAUGGCCACAAGAAAAAUAAAGUAAAUGUCUUAAAUAAUUUAACCAUAAAUUUUCUGUCAUGUGAUACUGGAAUAUGGGAUUAUUUUCAUAUUUUUAUAUAUAUAUAUGACUCCUUUGUGCCCCAUGUCAUUUUCAGAUUAUGUAACAUGCUGAUACAGCACCAGGAAAGAACUCAAGGAAAAUAUAUCAAUGUAAGAAGUUGACUCUUAGACCUAGUGUUCUGAGGUCAGAUGGGUUUGGACUGUCUCAAUCAGAAAGAUUAAUGACUAUUAUCAAGAACAUGAACAUUGGUUUCCUACAUAGAGAGGAAAUCAGUAUCUGAGUUUGCAUACCAGGCAGUAUUAAAAUCUGACAGAUCCUGUUUGGCCCAUUGAUAGAUACUCAAAUGGUGUCUCCUUCUGGUUAUGGAUUUUGACCAUUGAUUACCUUUCUCAAUGUAAUGAAAUAUUUUACAGUCAAUUUGUGGUGUAAAUGUUGCUCUUGUCUUUCCUUGCUUACAAACUGCUUUCACAUUGAACAGCUGUGAGACAGACACAUUGAGAUGCCUGCCCUUGUUAGUAUUCAUUUUAUGCUGCCCAAUAUAUCAUUUAAUUUAGACUUAGAAGUAUUUCCUUGUGAUUAUAUUACUCUGUCCUUGUUAAUAAAGUGCUGCUGUGUUUGACUCUGAACGUAACUACCAAAACUUCUUCAAAGAGUUUUUUUAUAAAAGACUUUCCUCCUUUACAAGAAAGAAAUGGGGUGCUGCCUUUCUGUUCAGUAAAAGCAGAAUCUGCAGUGGCAUCUAAACAAGAGAUCCUUUUUAAAUACAAUUGAUGUAUUGUGGCAUAAUACUUUUUUGAGCUCUACAGAGAACAGUCUUUUGGUAAUAGUGACAGAUAUUUAUUACUUCUGAAUAUAUACCCCAUUAUAGGAAUAACUGUUACUUAUUUAGGAUUCCAUCAUUGAAAAUUUUAACCCAAGGCACAGCAGUGAAAUUUACAGUUCUCAAUUUAGUUGUCAUUAUUGAUAGCAUUAGUCAUUGCUGAGCAACUGAAACUUCUGUUCAAAUAAAGUUUUAAUUGUCAAAUGAAGUAUAAAUACAUGAACCUUCUAGAAAUAUUUCCUCUUUUGGAUAGGUCUUUAACCAGUACAUAUAUAUACUUUGUCAAAUAUAUGGAUGUGUAUGUGUACAUUUAUAAAAACCAGUAUGGAUACAUCCAUUCACUGUGGUACAUUUUAAAAUAAAAUAUUUUAGCAGUGAA
Chlorocebus sabaeus (green monkey) is the source of this 4548-nucleotide messenger RNA. RefSeq names its product signal recognition particle 72 (gene SRP72). Gene Ontology annotation, cellular component: signal recognition particle, endoplasmic reticulum targeting. Gene Ontology annotation, biological process: SRP-dependent cotranslational protein targeting to membrane. Lineage: Eukaryota; Metazoa; Chordata; Mammalia; Primates; Cercopithecidae. The record is from RefSeq and is a predicted model, not a curated record. Gene Ontology annotation, molecular function: ribosome binding; 7S RNA binding; protein binding.